Messenger RNA from Rhodotorula toruloides NP11, 552 nucleotides. RefSeq lists its product as uncharacterized. The coding region runs from base 1 to 552 and encodes 183 amino acids. The record is from RefSeq and is a predicted model, not a curated record. The transcript has 3 exons. NCBI's taxonomy places the organism in Eukaryota, Fungi, Basidiomycota, Microbotryomycetes, Sporidiobolales, Sporidiobolaceae.
AUGGCUACUCUCAUUCCUCUCAAUGCCGACAUGGUCGCUUGGGUUCGUGGCGUCCUCGACGAGCUUCGAUCCGACGUCGGUGAACAGCAAUUCAACGCUUGGCUCGUGGCCGGCAACCGCGACAAAGUGAUGGAGAUUGCCCGGAUGCUCCAGAGCAGAGGGGACCCACGCUCAGCGACAGCUCAGCACGCCAAAGACCUCACCAAGACAAUCAAGGCCUUACUCACCUCCGUCUUCUACCUCAAGUUGUCGCUGGCUAACUUGAGGGCAUCGAGUCCCGCCGCUUACCUGGUGCAUUCGGCGGAUAUUCACACCUUCGUCUCCUGCAUCCGACAAGCUAAGGCCAACAAGUUUGCCACCACCGAGGAAGAGAGGGAAGGAGCCGCACUCGAGCUUUCUGAGUUCAUUACGAGGCGACAGCAACAGCUUCUCACGAUCUGGUAUGCCAUCAUCGAUGGCCACUCCCUCCUCAAGCCGACGAUCGGUCGCCGGGUUGCCCGGAUGCAUGGCACGACGAAGGGGAGGUGGGAGAGGGAGGCGAGGGCGUCCUGA